AUGAAUGUUGUUACGGUGGCACAGCAGUACAUUUCGGAAAUGGUACGCUUGGCCGGGCCUGGCAUGAAAGUGCUGAUGAUGGACAAAUUUACGACCAGCGCCGUUUCAUGUGUUUAUACACAAAGCGAUGUCAUGCAGAAGGAAGUGUAUUUGUUCGAACGGCUUGAUUCAGGAGCUCUACGAGAACCAAUCAAACACCUCAAAUGUGUAGCAUUCUUGCAGCCAACUAUUGAAAAUGUGCGUUUACUGGCCGAGGAACUACGAUCGCCAAGAUAUGGGCAAUAUUACAUAUGUACGUAG
This is a messenger RNA of Gongylonema pulchrum, 300 nucleotides long. Lineage: Eukaryota; Metazoa; Nematoda; Chromadorea; Rhabditida; Gongylonematidae. The record is from the annotation of a GenBank genome assembly.